Messenger RNA from Physeter macrocephalus (sperm whale), 2803 nucleotides. Its product is annotated as protein SPT2 homolog. Gene Ontology annotation, molecular function: histone binding; DNA binding. Gene Ontology annotation, cellular component: nucleolus. The record is from RefSeq and is a predicted model, not a curated record. Lineage: Eukaryota; Metazoa; Chordata; Mammalia; Artiodactyla; Physeteridae. Gene Ontology annotation, biological process: nucleosome assembly; transcription by RNA polymerase I.
AUUAAAAUAAUCUUUCAUUAUCUCUAAUGAUCAAGAUCACUAAACUUGGAGAGGGGCUGGUCAGGCAGUUCAUUCGGCUGUUGCUGGUUGCCUCGCUAAGGCGCAGAUUCACUCUUCUCCGAGAGGCUGGCCCAGUCCUCCGCCUCGGCCAGAAUGGACUUCAGGGAAAUUCUCCUGAUAGCUUCCAAAGCACAAGGUGUCAACAACGUGCUGAAAAGUAGUUUGGCAGAGGGGCCUCCCAAAAAAGACCCGAAAGUUAAGGGUGUCCAGUCGGCAGCUGUCCAGGCUUUUCUCAGAAGAAAAGAAGAAGAGCUCAGACAAAAAGCUUUGGAAGAGAAAAGGAGAAAAGAAGAACUAGUGAAAAAGCGAAUUGAGCUAAAACAUGACAAGAAAGCAAGAGCUAUGGCCAAGAGGACAAAGGAUAAUUUCCACGGUUACAAUGGGAUUCCUGUUGAGGAGAAGUCAAAGAAGAGGCAGGCAACGCAAACCCACACUAGCCAGGGGACAGACCAAGAGUUUGAGAUGGAGGAAGAGGAUGAAUUCUUAGAAUACAAUCAAGCAGAGUCAGAGCAAGAGUAUGAGGAAGAGCAAGAACCUCCCAAAGUUGAAAGCAAGCCAAAGGUCCCCCUUAAAAGUGCCCCACCACUCAUGAACUUCAAUAAUCUGCUCAGGCUGGCCGAGAAAAAGCAGUAUAAACCGGUGGAGAUAAAGGUAGUGAAGAAGACAGAAGAGCGGCCUAUGACUGCAGAAGAACUUAGGGAGCGAGAAUUCCUUGAACAAAAGCAGAGGAAAAGGAAACCUAAGACAGAUGCAAGAUUACCACCAACCAGAAAAGUACCCUGUCAGAAAGAAAGUGUGGGCACAAAACUUAGCAAAGGUUCUGGAGACACGCAUCCUUCUUCCAAGGACACGCAUCCUUCUUAGGGUACUCCCCUUCCUUAUGCUGAGAAGAAAUCCAGACCCAGCACAGCUAAUGAGAAACACUUGCGUUUAUCUUCAUCCAAAUCCAUGCCAGGAGAAAGGACCAAAGUAGUAUCUGGCAAGUGCGCCCAACCCUUGCCUUGUGAGGGCCGUGACAGAUCUGUUUUCAGUGGGGCUGGAAAGCCCCACUCCAGCACCUGUUCACCAUGUAUCCCAAAGACUUCUGCUAAAGGGACUCCAAAAUCUGCUACUGAGCACAAAACCAAAAACUCUCCUCAUCCUAGCCAUUCCAGGCCUGGACCCACGGUCACCCCACACAAUAAGGUCAAGAGUCCAGGUGUCAGGCAGCCAGGCAGCAGCUCCAGCUCAGCCCCUGGGAGGCCUAGCACAGGGACUGCUCGGCCCACAGUUAGUUCUGGCCCCAUGCCCAGGCGCCAGAAUGGCAGCUCCAACUCAGGACCCGAGCGAUCAGUCAGUGGGACCAGGAAGCCAACCAGUGACUUAAAUCCCCCAGGACGGACAGUCGGUGGUACAAGUGGCCUUGGUCGACCUGCAGGCAGCUCAGGUUGCCCUGGGUGACCUACCAGUGGCUCCUGUGGUUCUGGGCGGCCUGUGGGCAGCUCUGGUGGCCCUGGGCGGCCUGUGAGCAGUCCACAUGACCUUCGACGACCAGUGAGUGGCUCAGGGGCCCCUAGGCAGUCAGUCAAUGGCCCUGGCCAAUCAGUAGUUCCAGCUGGACGAACUGUCAGCAGUUCAGACCCUGGUAGACCAGUGAGCAGCUUUGGACCUGGGCGAGCAGUUAGUACCUCAGGUCCCUCUCUGAAGCCCAAAUGCACUGUUGUCUCAGAAACAAUUUCUUCCAAGAGUAUAAUCAGCCGAUCCAGCAAUGGACAGAUGAAUGGAAUGAAGCCUUCCUUAUCUGGCUACAGAUCUGCCCAAGGUCCUCAAAGGCUUCCCUUCCCUGGUAGUUACAAAAGGCAGCGAGAAUAUGAAGAGGAGGACGAUGAUGAUGAAUAUGACUCUGAAAUGGAAGAUUUUAUUGAAGAUGAAGGAGAACCUCAGGAAGAAAUAUCCAAGCACAUUCGAGAAAUCUUUGGCCAUGACCAAAAAAAAUACAAAGAUGAAAGCGAUUAUGCCUUACGUUACAUGGAGAGCAGCUGGAAAGAGCAGCAGAAGGAAGAAGCAAAGAGUUUAAGACUAGGUACACAAGAACAUUUAGACGAAAUGAGACGUGAAGAAGAAGAAAUGAGACGUCGAAAGGCCGAGAAGCUGAAGAAGCGUUAGCUGCUGCUUUUAUUUAUUUUUGUGAAAUUCUGAAAACAGUCUGCUGCAAGGAAGUCCUGCCUUCAGAAUGAAGAAGCCCCUUAUCAUUUUAGAAUUCUACUUGGGUACUCAAGGAGAAGGAAUGCAUACUGUCAUAUAUCUGCAGGCUGUUGUUAGAGCAUAAAGUAUUUUCAGAUACUUUCCAGGGUGAAAUCUGUAAUGCAGAUGACAUAACACCCAGUGAGUGCUCUUACGAAGCUAACUGUUCACAGGUGCCACCCUUGAUCCUGAAGAGCUAUGCACUCUAAUGUGGGGCUGCUCACAAGUCAGCCAAUCUUAUGUUAUUCCUUUGCUACUCUAAAAGGAAAAAAGAAAGGAUUGCUCCUUUACUUCCGUAAUUCUGCUGAUGUGUGAGUACGGCACUGCCUGGCUCCCAAUCAAAUUUAUUUUGUCUUUUGAUGAGGAAACUGGCCCUUCCAUUGAUGCUGCCAGCAAUAAAGUGACCUGUCCUAACCUAUAUGUUUGGAUUGAGAACUUGAAAAUGUAGAGUAGCUGUUAUAAUUAUAUGGAUGUCAUUUCUGUGACUUUGAAGUAAAAAGUAGAAUAAAUUGUAUUCUGC